Trichosporon asahii var. asahii CBS 2479 is the source of this 3381-nucleotide messenger RNA. RefSeq lists its product as uncharacterized. Bases 1 to 3381 code for a protein of 1126 amino acids. The record is from RefSeq and is a predicted model, not a curated record. Lineage: Eukaryota; Fungi; Basidiomycota; Tremellomycetes; Trichosporonales; Trichosporonaceae. The transcript is spliced from 3 exons.
AUGUCUUCUUCGACGUCGUCGAGUCCGCCUAGCUCCCCGUCAUCGCCGUUGACGUUGGAAGGUUUCCAGCUGCUGACCGCCCAAACGAUCUCUGCCCCAGCACACGGUCCUGGAAAGGGUCCAGAAGAUAUCGAAAGCUUCACCAGCAAUCGACCGAACCCUGUCCGUUCCCUCUCUCAAGAUUCACAAGGAUCCUUUGGCUCUCGAGGACAUCGCAUCGCGGGACGGGCGAGUGUGACACUCUUGCGGGUGUCCGAUAUCAAGCUCAGCAACCGAUCUUCUUGGAGUUCGGCGACAUCCUCGCCCCCGCCUUCGGCUCGUAGCAUCAUGCCGGAUAGCUCGCCACCUAGACUGCCGCAGACGCAAACACAGACCUCUCCGUCUCAGGACACGUACACGCGAACUCGCAGCAUUGCUCGAGCCAGCCGACCACCAGCGUUGCCGUUGGCUUCUAGUUCGCACGAUGGGCUGGGCGGUGCUUCUGGUUCGCCACCUGACCGACUCUUGGUGAGGGCCCCGACGCCUCCCAAGUCCCGGCGGCAACGCACGUUCACCGUUCCUCCAGAUGCAACAGAGCCUCGAGGCGCUUCCACUGCGGCUCCCGCCACCCCUACUGCACCUGAGCCGACAUCGGCGCACUCGCACCGUAGCUUUGCAACGUUUGGAGGGGACCGCGAGGCAGAGUCUCCCAGAACUAAGGAUCCGCCUCUGCCAGCGCCUCCAUCGGUUCCUCACCGAGCGCCAUCCCCGCGGGCGAGGCACCAGUCACUCGACACCCGCCAAGCACCGAUUCCACACCCUCCACGGCUCAGUUCCAUCAGCCAUUCGGGUGUCCCCGAUCUGCCCAAACUUCACGUUCCAACUCGGACCUCCUCGCUUGCGACGACGGGAUCAGGGGUGGCCGCUGGCAACACAGCACACGUCCAGAUUUCGAGCCGGCAUCAGACUCGCCCCAGCAAAGCGCAGCACACCAGAGACGACAGCGACACGCUGGGUCCUUCUCCCUGGGCCAAUCGGCGCGCUCGGGGCAGCAGCGUCUACGACAACGCAGGAGGGUCAAAGAGCUGCAUAGAGCUCGUCAGGGCGCUCGAAAAGUGGGCUCAGCAUCGCCCCAUUGCUCCCCCGUGCAUCAGCAGACUCAUCGCUGCGCCCAUCAGUGUCAAGCGACAGCGGACAUACGCGGCCCAUUCUCCUCCCGAACCCGCAAGACGUGGUGCGCCUCCCGCCAGUUCAGAGCCUUCCCCAGCGCUCCAAGCCGCGCGUGCGUAUCUCACAGUCGGUCGACGGUCACUCCCUCAGCACUGCGACGCUCGAACAACAACAAAAGGCGCUCCUGAUCCGCCGCAACCGCAAGCUCGGGCAGGUGCUGGGUGUGUCGCUCCCCGAGUCCGACGUGGGGCAGUCGAGGCGUCGUGGCCGGAGAACCGCGGACCAGAGUGGUCUCGCGACGACUGUGUGCCACAUCUCGCGGACGAGGAGGACCACGAAGACCGCAUGCCGCGCCGCACGAAGAGCAAGCUGAGGCGACCGAUCGAGGCGGUGAAGGUGCCGGAAAACCUGCAAGUGUACGUCAGUCGCGAGACGAGUGUGACGGAGACUGUGGCGCCUGCCACUCACAAUCCGCUUGACAGUGCGCCGAGCAGCCCGCCAUCGACACCCCCUCAGACACGCGAGGAGGCUAUCCGGGCCCGCCGCCGUGCCCAGCUCGCAAAGCUGCAGCGCAUCCUGGGCUCGCCUAUCAGUCCGCGUUUGGUUCUCGCGCCCGACGACGAUGUCCCCACCUGUGGUCCGGUGCGGUCGCCCUCCGAGACUUCUCUCGGCAGUCCCCGCCUCCCCCUCCGCGAGCGCGUCAAGAGCUUCGUAAUCCCCAGCCCGAUCUACGCUAUGAGCGAGACGGAGCGGCGGCUCGCGCGCAAGCGCGCCUCGAAGCUCGAGCACCUGUUCGGCGACGCGCCGCCGACCGAGAUGAUCUUCCCGCCCGUCAAGCACGAGGCGGCGCACAAGCACGCCCUCGACAAGAUCCGGGAGGGAGCGCCCACCGUCGGCGUGGCAAUGGGCGUGCCCGGCAUCGAGGAGAAUAGGAUGUUCAUCAGCACCUCGCCCGCAGCGGCUGUCUACCACACCCCCGAAGAGACGUUUGAGGGGUAUCGCCACUCGCUCCUCGGCCUCAUGAACCUCAUUGAGCACGACCAGGUCCGCCUCGCUGCCAUUGUGGACCAGCUCGAGCCGCAGCUCUACACUCUCCACAUCCAGAGCUCGCUCGCGCUGCAGAUGGGUCGCCACCCACGUCCAGGACUGGGACAUCCGGGACAGCAACAACGACCCGCUCGCACUAACCAGGCGAGCGGCCCCCGGCAGUCGCACCACGGCGACGUCGUGCUCAACCCCGGCCCCACCACUCUGCAGAGGAGGAGUAGUGCUCCGCCCCUCCCCAGCUUUUCUCGUGCGAACGGAGCCCCAGACGCCAAGGGCACGCCUGCCAACGGCGCUGCCAGCUCGCAUGGCCACGGUCCCCGAGCCAGCGUGCACACCCACGACCCAGGCCACGGCCGGCAGGGCAAGGGGCACACGCCUCACGCCUCCGUCUCAUCCACACACGAGCGGCACGAGCGACCCUCGCUGCAGUCUCAGCGCGGCCACGCAGACCCGUUCAGCGAGUAUCUGCGCUCGCAGUCGGCCGAGUCGCGCUUAGAUAUCUCAGCCCCCCACGAACGUGAGGCGUCUUCGGCCACCAACUCGACUGUCCGCGCCGCUCCUUCUUCUCUCGGUCACGGAGGACACGAGAAGGACAAGGAGGUUCUGAAAGACAACCCGAGGGAGAAGAAGGGCCCGUACGGGACACACGCGACCUCGCCGCGCAUGCUGAGCGGGUUCUUUGGCAAGCCAAAGCAGGCAAAGGGGCAUAUGCCCCACGGCUCUGUGUCUGUUAUGAACCUGUCGCGGAUCCCGCAGCAGGCCCACCCCGCUCAUGCUGCCCACCCACCCCACGCACCGCACCACCCCCAUCAGCACCACCCUCAACACCCGCAGCACCCUCAGCACCCGCAGCCGCAACACCAGCGCGAGACCACGCAAGAGAAGGAGAAGGACGACUCGCCGCCCGCGGCAGCGCGCGCAAAACGGGGCCGCAAGUUCUCAAAGCUCUUCAGCAGUCAUCCUAAACCACCCCCGCAGCCCAUGAUCCUUCGCCCGAAUCCGUUCUACAUCCGCCGGCAGACGCUGGACGGUGUGCUCGCCGAACUGAGGCGCAGCUUCCUCCUCGAUCUCGACCAUGGGCGGCUUAGACCGCACGACGCGCAUAUCCUGCACGACAUGCUUGAGCUUUUGAACCACAUGCGCGCGGGCUCGCCUUGGGCCGAACUCGAGGAUUCUGAGUGGUAA